Camarhynchus parvulus is the source of this 2359-nucleotide messenger RNA. It is a transcript of the gene RAB10, whose product is annotated as RAB10, member RAS oncogene family. The record is from RefSeq and is a predicted model, not a curated record. Gene Ontology annotation, biological process: cellular response to insulin stimulus. Lineage: Eukaryota; Metazoa; Chordata; Aves; Passeriformes; Thraupidae. The transcript has 6 exons. Gene Ontology annotation, cellular component: insulin-responsive compartment; recycling endosome; Golgi apparatus. Bases 383 to 985 code for a protein of 200 amino acids. Gene Ontology annotation, molecular function: GTP binding; GTPase activity.
CCCCGCCGGGCCUGCGCGGUGCGUGAGGCGGGGGAGGCGGCGCGCGCAGCCUCGGCAGCGCCUCUGAGGAGCCGCCGCGAGCCCCGGGGGAGAACCGGGAAGGGCCGGCGACAAGCGGGGCCCAUCGAGCCGAGCAGAGCCCGGGCGGAGCGCGGGGUUAUGAGGGCGGGCGCCGCCACCUCCCCGUGAGGAGCCGCGGGCGCGGGGAGCGCGCGAGGCCGCCCCGCCACAGGAAGCCAUUUUGUGGGCCCCCUCCUCCUCCUCCUCGCUCUCGUCCUCUUCCUCCUCCUCGUCCUCCGCCGUCGCCGCCGCCCUCGGGAGCGGCCGGGCCCGGUGAAGGAGGCGGCGAGGAGGGGCGGCGGCGGCCGCCGCGCCCUCCCCCAUGGCGAAGAAAACCUACGACCUGCUCUUCAAGCUGCUGCUCAUCGGGGACUCGGGGGUCGGCAAGACCUGCGUCCUCUUCCGCUUCUCCGACGAUGCCUUCAACACCACCUUCAUCUCCACCAUUGGGAUAGACUUCAAGAUUAAAACUGUUGAAUUGCAAGGGAAGAAGAUCAAGCUACAGAUCUGGGACACGGCGGGGCAGGAGCGCUUCCACACCAUCACCACCUCCUACUACCGAGGGGCCAUGGGCAUCAUGCUGGUGUACGACAUCACCAACGCCAAGAGCUUCGAGAACAUCAGCAAGUGGCUCAGGAACAUCGACGAGCACGCCAACGAGGAUGUGGAGAGGAUGCUGUUAGGAAACAAGUGUGACAUGGAAGAUAAAAGAGUUGUCCCUAAAGCAAAAGGCGAACAGAUUGCCAGGGAGCACGGUAUUAGGUUUUUUGAAACUAGUGCAAAAGCAAAUAUAAACAUUGAGAAGGCAUUCCUCACAUUAGCAGAAGACAUUCUUCGAAAGACCCCUGUAAAAGAGCCCAACAGUGAAAAUGUAGAUAUCAGCAGUGGCAGUGGGGUGACGGGCUGGAAGAGCAAGUGCUGCUGAACCUUCUCCUCUCUCACCAAUCGCCAUCCACCGCCCCUUUUUUCUCGCUGCAAAACAAACCACUCUGUCCGUUUUUUAACCUGAAACCAAUGGUUUUGUUCCUCAUCUUAACGAGCUCCUGCCUCCCCUUGGUUUUCUGGCUAGGACAGCUUUGCCUACUCCAGUUUUCUCAACACGUGUAUAGGAAAUUCAUCUCCGUGACUUCAUUUCCAUGUCCCUGCUCAGCUCACCACUACGUUUGGGUUGUAUUAUAGUCCCGUCCCUCCUGCCAUUAAACCCCAGAGCAAUCAUACUCAACUCUCUUCUGCAAAUUGUAUAAGAAUAAAGGUUAGAAUUAACAAUUGAUUUUGUACAACAGUGGAAUUUUCUGUCAUGGAUCAUGUGCUUGAGUCACCAUAUUCUCUAGAUGCAUCAGGCAAGAGCCAGGAAAAACUCAUUUUCGCCUUGAGUCCGUGAGUGGGGUUUCUUUGUCCUGUGCCUUAUGUGGAAAAAGGAACUUUUAUUUUCACUUUCUUUUCUCUUUUCUGGUGGAAGCAUGUGCAGGAGACAUCCCAUCCCCCCUGUGCCAUUGAGUCCUGACCUCUGUAGUGGUUGCUUUCUGUAACGUUGGUGUCAUGCAUCGAGGACAAAGGGUGGUGCAAAACAAAAGCAAACUCCAUGUAACCUGCUGUGUCUCCUUUGCCAAUCCCGCCGCUCCCAACUCUUCCCGCUGCCAUUUUUUUUUCUCACUUUGCCGCUCUUUCCUUUUUUUUUUUUUUUUUUUUUUUUUCUUUUUUUUUUUUUUUUUUGCCUGCAUGAUGCUUUGAUUUGCAUUUCUCCAUGGUGUGAUGUGUUAAUGGAAAGGAUGGCAACGCGGUGUGUUUGCCAAAAAUUUAAUACAAAGCACUGAUUUAGCUUCCGAGGUAAAAAUGUUGAGAUUCCUACUAACCCCCCUAGGCCUGUCCGUCACUAGUGGUUCCCUCCUCCUCCUCCCGCGUAGCCCCGGCCUUUCCCCCCAUAUGGAAGAGUUAUUUGCAUGCACUAGUUUCUAUGGAGGGUGAUGUGGUUGUCUACUUUCUGUGUAUGAAUAUAACAUGGAUCCCCCAACUGACAGCAGUUCAUUAACACGAGCUCCCAGCUUCUGUCCCCCGCCGGCCGCUCCGAGGGCUGCGGGGCCGGCCCGAGCCUGAGCGGAACUGGAUGGAAAGAGAAGGAAAGGAAAGGAAACAAACCAGCCAGAGGGCAGUUUAAUUUAUUACCUCCCUGGAAACUUUCCACUUUCCAGUGUCCGCAGCCGCGCCGGGCCGGCCCCGCCCCGGAUCCCGGCGGGGCCGCUCUCCCCGGGAUGGAGCGGCCGUUCCAGCGCUCCCGCCGCUCCUGCGGCUGGCACCGGGC